CUUUUGUAUAUCCGGUGGCGUUUUGGUCUUGGCAUUCUCGCCAUUUUGGGUCAUUCUUGUAAAGCAGAAUAUCUUGCGUAAUUAUUGGAAUUUAUUAGAAGAUGAGCUGAGAUUCAGCAGUGUCAAAAAUGGUAGAUGCAGAGACCCAGACGUAUACCUCUCUGUCAGAGGAUGCCCAUUAUAUGGUGCAGAAGGCUGUAGAGAAAGGAAAUGACAUCUUCUACGUUAGUAAUAAUCUGAAUACAAAAGAAACAACCUACUUUGGGACAGAUCUGGGCAAGAAAUUCCUGGAUAGUAAACGGGAACUGCUUUUGGAGUUCUACAAGUUCUGUGUUGAGACCUAUUCAUCAGAAUCUGGUACAGUUGCAGUAAUAACUACAGACAGCUCAGAAGAGCCCACAACAUCAAAAAUACAAGAAGAUGAAUCACAGGAGGAGGAGGAGAUAUAUGACGAUGAUCGCGACGAAGAUUGGAAGGCUGAUGAUAAACCCGCUGGCACUCCAAGUAGAAUAAAACACACGACCAGGCGCACCCCAAAGGUAGAACAGGACGAAAAGACUGGAGUUAAGUGUGAUAAAUGUGACCAAAUCUUUAAGACAGAUGAGUAUUUGAAGCAGCACAUGCAGAUUCAUGAGAGAAUCAACUACCAUUGUCCAGACUGCGACAGGCCUUUCAGCGUGAAGCGAUACAUUUACAACCACAUGAAAACCAUGCACGGGAAGGAUUACAACGCUUCCAUCCAAAUCAAGAUGACUCCCUAUGUACCGUCGGACUGCCCGGAAUGUAAAGAGACAUUUCCUUCCACGGAGAUGUUGGAGAUACACAUGAAAAGAGAACAUCAAUCAGGCAAGCCGGCAAAGUCUAAAACACCUAAAGUCAUCCCAUUUAGAACAUCCAAGAGAAUUAGAAGAGCAACUGAGAAAGCGAAGAGCAGUCAAGAUAAUUCAGAAAGUAAAGAAGAAAAUGAGGAAGCAGAGGAGGAAGGAGGAAAAGCCCCUGUUGAGAAGAAGGUCAAUGAAACAGAUACUCAGGAGUACGCCUUCGUCUGUCGAGUCUGUCAGAAGGGAUUCAACCUCAGGCGAUCUAUAGGAGUUCACAUGAGAAAAUCCCAUAACAUGGCUUAUCACGAGGAAGACAAUGAGAUAGAAAAAGAGGAGGUUAAAGAUGUAGAAGAACCUGUUGUGGCUACCCCAGUUAAGGAAAAAGAGUCGCCGGAGGAAGCAGAAGGAGAUGUGAUUACCACAAGGUCUGGAAGAAAGUCAAAGAAAAGUAGCAGACUUCUAGAGAGUGAAAGUCCAAGCAAAGGAUCAGAGAGUCCCAAGAAAUUUACUUCUGACAAGUCCCCGGUGAAAGGAAAAGCAAUAAAAAGAGAUUCCAAACCAGUAUCGGAGGAAGAUGGUAACAAGGAAAACCUAUCAGAUCAAACGGAUGAUGGUGUGAAAGAGGUGGAAGAAGAUAAUGCUGAUAAAGAGAAUACUGGGGAGGAAGAGAUGGAGGAAGAUGGUGUUGAAAAAUUGAAGGAAGAAGAGGAAGAAAUUCAUGAAUCUGAUGAAGAAUACAACCCUGUGAUGGAGGAUGAAGAAGAGUUCAAACCAAAGCCUACCAGAAGCUCCAUAAGAGGAACACGUGGUACAAAAAGGAAGCCUGUCUUUGAUGAAGGUAUUGAGAUAAAUGGAGUCAUGUUGACCACCCCCGGCAGAAAAAAGAGAAAGGAUGGCACUGUCAACAUUCCACAACAGAGAAUAACUAACCAGAAUUUGCUAGAGGGUCGCUGUGAAGAGACAAUUGUGGACAAUAAGGUUUGGUACAAAUGCCUUCUAUGUAGCAAGACUAUGAGAAUGCGUACUGCAAUUAUCAAGCACUUGAAGACUCAUGAUGAAAUGCUGGAGGGAGCGUAUCAAUGUUACAUCUGCGACGUUCGCUUCUCUACCAACUUCAAGCUAGGAAAUCAUUUGAGAGACCUUCAUAAAAAGUUGAAUGCUUUUGAAUGUGAGAAAUGUAAACUCAAGUUCAGUGGUCGCAAGGCAUUUAUAGAACAUGAGGCAAUUUGUAAUGUUGAUCCAGACAGUGUUGCCCCAAAUCCACCAAGUGAAGAGGAAUUGAAAAUUCAGACAACAUGCAUCUUUUGCAAGGAACAAUUUCAGUCAAGGGAAGAGUUGCAAGAGCAUGAAAACUCGCAUAUGUCUGAGAGUGGUGCCUUUCUUUGUCCACACUGUGAAUUGUCCUUUUUGGAAAAAAGCUUUUGUAAGCUCCACAUCUUGACCAUUCAUAGCCCAGAUGAGAACUUGGUGGAAGAGAAGGAUGUCAAUCCGUUUCAAUGUCGCUUGUGUUUGAAAAUCCUCAACACCCAAGAGACAUAUGAUUCCCACAUGAAGAUCCACGACGACGAUUCCUUGAUCUGCAAAAUCUGCAACAAACGCUUCAAUUACCCUUACACUCUGAGAAAUCACCACAUGCUGCACCACUCGGAGGAGUAUGCCUUCAAGUGUCCUCACUGUCCGCAGCAGUUCAAGCUGAAGCGUUACCUGACCAAACACAUCACCGACAAACACGAAGAGGCUGCCACACCAAAGGAGAAAGUGGACACCAAAACCUGUAAAAUUUGUGACGAGCCGUAUGUGUCCAAAUUUGACCUCUUGGAGCACAUGAAGGAAAAUCACGAGCAUGUUAUCAACACCAACCGUAAAGCCACAGAUGAUCCAGAGAAGUUUGGCUGUGCCCGCUGCCACAAGGUGUACAACACUGUCGAUGACUUCAUCAUCCAUGUGUCCAAUCACAGACCCAAGAAGAAACUGGUGUGUGACUUUUGUGGGAACACGUUCAACACCAAGUCAAACCUUAAUACCCAUGUGAGAUUGAAGCACAGCACAGUGCGUCCAUUUGAAUGCAACAUCUGCAACAAGAAGUAUGCUUUGCGCACCCUGCUGAACCAGCAUGUCCGCUUCCAGCACUGCAACGAGAGACCCGUCUCCUGCAACAUCUGUGGGAAGGGAUUCCGAACCAAGAGUCAGCUCCAGAAACACAGCUACUCUCAUCGGGAGAACACCAUUGACUGCGAGGCGUGCGAACACAAGAGCUGGACAAUGGAGGGAUACAAAAUCCAUUUGGUGGCCACUCAUCCAGAGCUGGCAAUGGAGAAGAAGAUUCACCACUACACUUGUCAGUACUGUAAUAGAAAAUUUGCUGUACUUCACCAGUACAAACGUCACCUGGCUAUCCACACAGGUCAAAAGCCUCACAAAUGCAAUCAUUGUGACUAUGCCUGCUCAAGCCUGGGAACUCUGAACAGCCACAUAAAGAGAGUCCAUAACCCUUCCAGUCGAAUCUUCCAGUGCAACUUCUGCUUCAUGACCUUCGCCGAGGCUGGAAAAAUGUACCGACACAUGGACACCACGAAGCACAUUGAGAACUGCCGCCGCAACGGUGUGGACCCACACACCAUCAGAGAGGAUGUUUCCUACCUCAUAAAGAACAAAGAAAACACCACCUCCAGGCGGGGCUACAACAUGGGACAGGCCAUGAAGAAGAUGAGACCAACGGAGAUCAUCAUAGAAAAUGUAGAUCAGAUGGAGCCCGAGGUUCAGGUGGAGGCAGUCGUGGAAGAUCCAGGGGAGUAUUCUCAGGAAGAGCUGAAGAUUGAGGUCCCCAUGGCAACCUCAGAAGAGGAGGUGACAGAGGUCAUUCAGGAGGUCCAGGAAGUGCAGGAAGAAGAGGUCCAGGAAGGGGAACAGCAGAUCGAGAUCAACAGCGAGGUCCUGCAACAGAUUCUUGAAGGAGCUGCUCUGGGUGCGGGCCAGGACCAACUGCCACAGAACAUUGAGAUCAAGACACAGCUGGAUGAGGAUGGUAUGCAGUGCUUUGUGAUUCAGCUGCCUGAGAACUCUGAGUUUACUGUUGUUUAAUUAUAGACUUAAUAAUUUAUUCAUGGUGAACAAGUCUUCGAUAGUUGAUAUUUUUGUCAUUUGUUAAAGUUGAUGUGAAUACUUGUUAUAUGUGGUUUAUGCUACUGUUUUGAUUUCCUUCUAUAUUAAGCCAGUAUUCAGUAUCUUAAAAUUACU
Molecule: messenger RNA, 4058 nt
Organism: Saccostrea cuccullata (small rock oyster)
Lineage: Eukaryota; Metazoa; Mollusca; Bivalvia; Ostreida; Ostreidae
Product: zinc finger protein 62 homolog
Exons: 6
Coding region: 129-3902 (1257 amino acids)
Biological process (GO): regulation of DNA-templated transcription
Molecular function (GO): RNA polymerase II cis-regulatory region sequence-specific DNA binding; DNA-binding transcription factor activity, RNA polymerase II-specific
Source: RefSeq, a predicted model, not a curated record